AGAUCCAAUCGUAGCUGUUUCUCACCUGAGAGUUUGCUAGGGAAUUGAAAUCGUGAGAUAUUGUAAAUUUUCCCCACUCUUGCUGCUGCUGGUGGACACAUUUUUGGCUACCGUAAUUUUAGUAAAUGUUUAUCACACAAAAUGAUCUAAUACUGCACUUAUAACUUUAUAUUAGCAACAUCUUCACAAGCAAAUAGGACGGGAUUAAUGUUUAGUAAUCUUUGAGUUUGACAGCUAAUUAGUCCGUAUAUCCUAUUGAGCUAUUGUAUCACGGCAAUUUCAAAUUUGUGAACUGAGACUGUUUCUCUUUUAAUUAUUAUGCAUAAUGUUUUUUUUUUGUGUUGGAUUCCAAAAUCUCUGACGCAGCUCCAAACACAAAAGUAGGUUUAAUCCCACAAUUCAUUACAUCAACUCUACACUGCGACCACAUUCUUACCAGCAGCUUCUCUCAGUACGUCUUCUUCGCAUGCUCUUUUGUUCAUCGCUCUUUGAUUGAAAUAACGUAGACCUCACACGAACGCAAUCAGUUAUUUCUGUACAUUUUUAUUUUGUAUCCAGCUGAAUUUAUAGUGCCAAUAAACUAUACGACGGUAAUGGUAUUGACUUGUUAAUUUAGUACUUUUAGUAUUACCUAAAUGAAAUUGUGUUAAUAGUAAUACAACAAUUUGGUUGUACGAAUAACCAACCAUUUUACCUCACUUUUUCGAUGGCGGAAUUUCCAUUCCCGUUAUAAGGUUAUAAUCACUGUCAAGGUAUGUUUCACUGACACAAUGUUAAAUGUUCUGCUAUUCAUCUUUAUGACACUAACACUCGGUUACUUUAAGCAGUCCUUGCCAUGGACCCUGACAGAGUAAUCACCAAAACUAAAGCAGAGUAUCGGAUCAAGAAGAUAGAAAUACAAGGUAAACAGGUUAUAGACAGUAUCAUUAUAACGUAUGAUGAUGACAGUAUUUGGUCUUACGGUCUAGGAGGAGGCAAAUCACACGGAAAAACAAUCAUCUUCUCAGAUAACGAAUACUUGGUCCGAGUUACACACGAGACCCUGAUAAGCAGAAGAUGGGCGGCAGCAUCACUAGAACUGGAGACAAAUCGAGGCAGAAUCUUUACUUUCGAGCCCGUAUGUUCAAGAACACCAAAACACAAGCGUACCAUUAUAACAGCUGAUCCGGGGAUGGAAAUACUUUCCAUACAGAUAAAGUCUGGAGCACUGGUGGGGUACAAGCAGCAGCCCUGCGGAAAGGAGAGUGUUGUUAACAAAGAGUGGUUCAAUGUGCUUUAUCAGGGAACAAAGGAGGAGGAAGACGGGGUUGAGGUAACGGAGUUCUCUGAUAAGAAAGAAGCAGAGUGUUGGUGGGGGGAGGUGAGUGAGAAGUGUGGUAAGAAAGCUGGGCGGGGAGCCUUGUUUCUUGAUACGAAGAAGAACAAGAUACUGGACAAGACAGGUUCUAAAGAAUUCACAACAGAUCUGAUUAUUGAAGCUGAGAAGAGGGGUGUUUAUCUUGAUAAGAAGGAACACACCGCUAAGUUAUCCAUAUCUGCUCUUCUCUCUGCGAUCUCCAAAGCUCUUCUCACCAGACAGUACACAAUAAGAAUGUUCAUUGUUAUUGCUCUGCUCAUAUGCCACAAAGUCAUGGACUUAGAGAUAUUAAACCUAACCGGUCACCUUAUCACCAUCAUCUCUGACGACACAGCAGCUUACAAUCAGAGCUUCUACGGCACUGCCCUAUGUUACACAAUGUUGAAGUGCGAGAGCAGGUUUGAGCAUAUUAGGGCCAUCCUAAUAGGGUUCGUGCUGAUGGUAAUAUUGGAGCGACUAGUCUACCUCGGAAAUGUGUUAGUGCACGUACAGGGGCAUCACGAGAUAAUGGGUACUUUGAAUACAACCUCUCUGGAGAAGGCACUGUCCUUGCACCAGGGAUACCAUGACUCUCAUACUCAGUCUGAAGUCAAUAGUAUGAGCAAUGUUGAAAGCAUGUGCAGAUUAGUGACCUGGAACUUUCCCUACGCACUGGCUCAUGGUCUUGGUAUUUUUGCAUCUGCGUUUUAUUUAGUGAGAGCGAAUGCCACGAUUGGGGGAAUAGUGAUUGUAUUGACAGCCUUUUUCAAUGUUCUGUUUCUCAUGCCGGCAAGAAGACAAGCUAUGACGUUGGCGCGGUGCAAAACAAAGUUAUUUUCCGGAGCAGAGAACUUGAAAAGCGAGGCUAUAAAAAUGGUAUCUACCGUUAAGCAGUUUUCUCAAGAGGAACUUCACGUUAGAGAACAGAAAGUAGCAGAAAAAAGCUGGUUGUCAUGUGAGAGGUCCCUUGUGCUAAAUAGAAUUCAGAAUGAAUUUGCAGAGCAUUCCUUUAAGUAUUUUCUGCUAGCCUUCAUGAUAGCUUACGAAUUAUCCGCCUCAGAAUCAGUUUUUGGACCUGGUGAUCUCAUGAUGUUUUACAUUGUGUAUGCCAACUUCCAAAAUCAAUUUAUGUGGAUGAAUCAUCACAUAAAACUGCUCGAAGAAGAUUUGUCUGCAGUAGAGAACUAUGUAGACUUUAUUGCCACACCCUGUGAGGUGGUUUCUGGUAGCGAUAUAGUCGGUUCUCUAGAGGAAGACAUACAAUUAGAGGAUGUUCACUUUGGAUAUCCCACCAGGAUAGGGGAGACUGUCUUCUCGGGAUUGGACCUGAAAAUACAGCGCAAGAAGAUGACCGCUUUGGUAGGAGACUCUGGCAGUGGAAAGACAACAAUAGCCAAGCUACUCAUGAGACUAUACGACCCCCAGCAAGGCAGAGUUACCAUCGGUGGCAAGGACAUCAGGGACUUUGAUUUGAAAGAGCUCCACGGAAAGAUGGCCAUUGUCAGCCAGGAUCCCAGCCUCCUCAAUACUACUCUAGUGGAGAAUAUUUCUUACGGGGCAGCAACUCCAGAGCAGAUCACCAUGACAAGGGUUAAAAAAGCAGCUGAGUUGGCUAACUGUGACUUUAUCAACAAGUUCCGGAGCGGAAUGGACACGUUUGCAGGUUCACAAGGUUUACAAAUCUCGGGAGGACAAAAGCAGAGAGUAGCUAUAGCCAGAGCAGCCAUGAGAGAUCCUGAUAUCCUGAUAUUAGACGAAGCGACCUCCGCUCUGGACGCUCAAAACGAGAAGGAAGUUCAGGAGGCACUGGACAAACUAAUGAAGGGCAAGACAACUAUAGUUAUAGCUCACAGACUCAGCACUAUAAGACAGGCAGAUGAGAUUAUCUGUCUGAAGGACGGAGAGGUUAAGGAGAGAGGGACUCAUGAACAGCUGAUGGAGCUAGGCAAGUACUAUGCUAACCUGGUAUCCAAACAGCUGGUCGAGGAUACUUGUAAGAAGAUGAAGGAGAGUGUCGUGUCAGGAGAGGAUGCUAAACAGCUCAUGAAACAAGCUUCUCAGGAAUUAGUUAGACAAGUUAGCCACUCUAAGGACAAGAAAUUGAAUGAUGUUGUCAACAAGGAAUGUCCACUAAUUGGAGAGGACGGGCCUUUAUUUGUAGACUGUGAAUUAGAUGAAAAUAACUUUGGACCAUCCGAGGAAUUCACAUCAACUUCUCUCUCUAACAUGCUUUCCUUCAUCAAAUCUGAACGUUCGAAGCCUAAGUUAUCCCACGGCGGCUACCUCUACAACUACCACAAGGAGAAGUCGAGCGGCGCUAUAACCUGGAGAUGUGAGAUGAACAGCAAGCACUACCGCGAUUUGGGGAUAUCCUGCAGCUCGACGGCUUCUACCACUGGCACCUCUCCUACCUCUACCUUGGAAUGGGCCCGCGAUCACACCCACCCUCCUGACAACUCAAAGAUUAAAGCGAGAGUGAUCUGCCAGGAUGUGAAGGAACGGGCUACCACGGAACCUACCGCUACCCCAAACCUCAUCACUACCGACUCCUUGAUCGGCGCCACACCGGACGUGAACCUUUCCCUUCCUCAACCUGGUUCCUUGAAGCGAACUGUACAGCGCAAGCGGAAAGCGUCUACCCUUCAAUCUCACCCUGACCUAGCAACUGCGAAUGAUAGGACACUCACUGACCUAUGCAUCCCGGAAUUUCUGUACCAACCAUUUAAGAUUUUUGACUCUGGUCCUGGGGAUGAUAGAAUUGUAAUGUUUACUACUGAUUCUAAUCUUGCUUUGCUACGGGAAUCCAUGCGAUUUGCUGGAGAUGGGACUUUCAAAGUAGCUCCUGCUUUGUGGUACCAGAUCUAUACAAUCCAUGCGAUGAAAAACGGGUAUACUGUUCCAUGUGUUUAUGCACUGUUGCCGAAUAAACGCAAGGAAACGUAUACACGUCUUUUCACCCAGCUCAAAGCCUGGUUGGAGCCUGUAUCUACGUUACAGUUCUCUCAUUUCUUGGUAGACUUCGAGCAGGGAGCUUACUUGGCACUGGUAGAUGUGUUCCCUAGUGUUGAAGUUGAAGGGUGUUUCUUUCACCUUUGCCAGCGGCUCGACUAUCAUGUUAAGGAGUUGGGGUUGAUGACGAAGUAUCAGAAUGAUCCAGACUUCAAGCUCCGAGUGAAGAAACUAGCUGCGCUUGCCUUUCUUCCUCUUACGGACGUUAUCGAUGCCUUUGAAGUCCUGGCCGACACUUUUGAAGAUGACGAGCUUCCACUCCUCGGCUACUUCGAGCCUACUUGGAUUGGUGUAACUGUGGGGCGCAGCCGACGGCGGACUGCACCUAUCUUCCCUCUUGCCAUGUGGAACGUCAUCGGGCGUCACUUCACGGGGACGACUCGAACCACCAACGCUCUCGAGGCCUUCCAUCACGCCUUCAACUCCCUACUCAGCUCAGUCCUUGCCAUGGACCCUGACAGAGUAAUCACCAAAACUAAAGCAGAGUAUCGGAUCAAGAAGAUAGAAAUACAAGAUAAACAGGUUAUAGACAGUAUCAUUAUAACGUAUGAUGAUGACAGUAUUUGGUCUUACGGUCUAGGAGGAGGCAAAUCACACGGAAAAACAAUCAUCUUCUCAGAUAACGAAUACUUGGUCCGAGUUACACACGAGACCCUGAUAAGCAGAAGAUGGGCGGCAGCAUCACUAGAACUGGAGACAAAUCGAGGCAGAAUCUUUACUUUCGAGCCCGUAUGUUCAAGAACACCGAAACACAAGCGUACCAUUAUAACAGCUGAUCCGGGGAUGGAAAUACUUUCCAUACAGAUAAAGUCUGGAGCACUGGUGGGGUACAAGCAGCAGCCCUGCGGAGAGGAGAGUGUUGUUAACAAAGAGUGGUUCAGUGUGCUUUAUCAGGGAACAAAGGAGAAGGAAGACGGGGUUGAGGUAAAGGAGUUCUCUGAUAAGAGAGAAGCAGAGUGUUGGUGGGGGGAGGUGAGUGAGAAGUGUGGUAAGAAAGCUGGGCGGGGAGCCUUGUUUCUUGAUACGAAGAAGAACAAGAUACUGGACAAGACAGGUUCUAAAGAAUUCACAACAGAUCUGAUUAUUGAAGCUGAGAAGAGGGGUGUUUAUCUUGAUAAGAAGGAACACACCGCUAAGUUAUCCAUAUCUGCUCUUCUCUCUGCGAUCUCCAAAGCUCUUCUCACCAGACAGUACACAAUAAGAAUGUUUGUUGUUAUUGCUCUGCUCAUAUGCCACAAAGUCAUGGACUUAGAGAUAUUAAACCUAACCGGUCACCUUAUCACCAUAAUCUCUGACGACACUGCAGAUUACAACCAAAGCUUCUACGGCAAUGCCCUCUGUUACACAAUGUUGAAGUGCGAGAGCAGGUUUGAGCAUAUUAGGGCCAUCCUAGUAGGGUUCGUGCUGAUGGUAAUAUUGGAGCGACUAGUCUACCUCGGAAAUGUGUUAGUGCACGUCCAGGGGCAUGUCGAGAUAAUGGAACUCCUCGAAGAAGAUUUGUCUGCAGUAGAUAACUAUGUAGAGUUUAUUGCCACACCCUGUGAGGUGGUUUCUGGUAGCGAUAUAGUCGGUUCUCUAGAGGAAGACAUACAUUUAGAGGAUGUUCACUUUGGAUAUCCCACCAGGAUAGGGGAGACUGUCUUCUCGGGAUUGGACCUGAAAAUACAGCGCAAGAAGAUGACCGCUCUGGUAGGAGACUCUGGCAGUGGAAAGACAACAAUAGCCAAGCUACUCAUGAGACUAUACGACCCCCAGCAAGGCAGAGUUACCAUCGGUGGCAAGGACAUCAGGGACUUUGAUUUGAAAGAGCUCCACGGAAAGAUGGCCAUUGUCAGCCAGGAUCCCAGCCUCCUCAAUACUACUCUAGUGGAGAAUAUUUCUUACGGGGCAGCAACUCCAGAGCAGAUCACCAUGACAAGGGUUAAAAAAGCAGCUGAGUUGGCUAAUUGUGACUUUAUCAACAAGUUCCGGAGCGGAAUGGACACGUUUGCAGGUUCACAAGGUUUACAAAUCUCGGGAGGACAAAAGCAGAGAGUAGCUAUAGCCAGAGCAGUUGUUGAAGAUCCUGAUAUCCUGAUAUUAGACGAAGCGACCUCCGCUUUGGACGCUCAAAACGAGAAGGAAGUUCGGGAGGCACUGGACAAACUAAUGAAGGGCAAGACAACUAUAGUUAUAGCUCACAGACUCAGCACUAUAAGACAGGCAGAUGAGAUUAUCUGUCUGAAGGACGGGGAGGUUAAGGAGAGAGGGACUCAUGAACAGCUGAUGGAGCUAGGCAAGUACUAUGCUAACCUGGUAUCCAAACAGCUGGUCGAGGAUACUUGUAAGAAGAUGAAGGAGAGUGUCGUGUCAGGAGAGGAUGCUAAACAGCUCAUGAAACAAGCUUCUCAGGAAUUCGUUAGACAAGUUAGCCACUCUAAGGACAAGAAAUUGAAUGAUGUUGUCAACAAGGAAUGUCCACUAAUUGAAGAGGACGGGCCUUUAUUUGUAGACUGUGAAUUAGAUGAAAAUAACUUUGGUCCAUCCGAGGAAUAAUGAUUAUUAAGACGGUUUCAGAUUGUUCCAUAAUGUUUAAACUUAUGAUAUUUUAUUUGUUACUGACCAUUCUCCGUGAUUUUGUUUUUAAAAGAAU
Molecule: messenger RNA, 6977 nt
Organism: Bolinopsis microptera
Lineage: Eukaryota; Metazoa; Ctenophora; Tentaculata; Lobata; Bolinopsidae
Exons: 10
Coding region: 836-6880 (2014 amino acids)
Biological process (GO): transmembrane transport
Cellular component (GO): membrane
Molecular function (GO): ATP hydrolysis activity; ATP binding; ABC-type oligopeptide transporter activity
Source: RefSeq, a predicted model, not a curated record